Messenger RNA from Centropristis striata (black sea bass), 2440 nucleotides. RefSeq names its product tumor necrosis factor alpha-induced protein 2-like. The transcript is spliced from 13 exons. Gene Ontology annotation, cellular component: exocyst. The coding region runs from base 1 to 1878 and encodes 625 amino acids. Gene Ontology annotation, molecular function: SNARE binding. Gene Ontology annotation, biological process: exocyst localization; exocytosis. The record is from RefSeq and is a predicted model, not a curated record. Lineage: Eukaryota; Metazoa; Chordata; Actinopteri; Perciformes; Serranidae.
AUGAGCGGAGGAGAGAUGCGGAGGCUGCCCCGCCUGAAGAACCCCGUCAGGGCCUGGAGGAACCGCAGGCAGCAGAACCAUACUGACACUGCAGAGGAGGUGUCGGACUGUGAGGAGGUUCUGGAGCAGCUGGAGGAGGUCAGCAGGAGGCUGAUCCUCAGGGAGGAGCAGCUGUUCUCUCAGGACUCCCCCAGUGAGGAGGACCAGGAUCAGCUGCACAUGGACCUCGAGGCUCUGAGCCUGCAGCUUUGGACCGCCGUUGACAACACUUUCACCUCCUCCUGCUCCUCCUCCUCCUCCCCGGCCCACCUGGAGGUCCUGAAGAGUGCUGUGGCCUCCAUUCAGCAGCAGGAGGAGCAGGACCGGCGGUGGACCGGCUGUCCUGAGGAGUGCGUCCCGGCGUGGCGUCCUCAGAAGUGUCUCAGCAAACAUAACACUUUGCUGCAGAACCUAGUGGAGUCCAGACUGACCCGGGCCGCCCAGAACCAGGACAGCAGCACUGACAGCCUGUCCUCCUCUCUGAAGAGACAGGUGUGUGGUAUGGGGAGGCGUGUGAAGGAGGACCUGCUGGUGGUGGUCCGGGCGGUCCAGGACUGUUACCCUCCUGAGAUGGACAUCCUGAACCUUUACUCCGGACUCUUCCAUCGGAGCUUCUCGGCCCGGCUGACUGAACUCGCUGCUGCCGGACCAGAACCAGAUGACUGCAGCUACCUGCUGUUCUGGAUCAACCAUUGCUAUCCACAUGAAAUAUUAAACCAUGAAGAGCUGAAAGGAAAGAUAAAAACAGCCUGUCUGGGUUCUCUGCUGCUGCAGGACCAUCUGGAUCGACUGGAGGACCAGUACCUCAACCACAAAGAGGACAAAGUGAAGCUGUGGCUUAACGCAGCUCUAAGGAAAGAAGAGGAGAGCUGGCUGAGCGGCCAGAACCCAGAACUCCUGGACCGGUACCGCUUCAGCCCGCUUGCCGUCGACGUCAUACAGGUGAUUGACAGCUCCCUGUCGGAGGUCAGCUGUGUGAUCAGAGACCAGAGCAAAGGGCACAACAGGGUCACAGCUCACCUGGACAGCUUCCUCAGCAGAUAUGAGAAGUGUGUGGAGGAGUUUAUGAAGGGAAACCACAGUAACGCCCGCUCAGUGAUCAAAGCUCAGCUUGUCUGUGAGCAGCAGCUCAGGGAUUACAUCACAGCUCAGACAGGAAGUGUGUUGGAGCCCCAGCGGCGGCACUGCAUGGACGCUCUGUCGGCCCUGAAGGACUGUGGGUACAGGUGUCUCACCUGUCCCCCCCAGCUGAAGGUGGGUCUGGCCCAGCUGUGGACGGCGGGCUGGGCGGACGGGUCACUUCCUGUUGUGGACUCGCUGCUGGACUCUCUGGACCGCCAGCUGAGCGACCUGUCGGACCUGAUGCCCACCUGCAGACAGUCUGUGCUGUCUGUCCUCCAGGAGGACCUGGUCCUGCAGUAUGUGAAGAGGACUUUGAGGACCAGGACCAGGAGCAGAGAGCAGCAGGUGGACGGGGCUCAGAGGAUGACUGAAGACGCUCGUAAGAUCAGGGACUUCUUCCAGCAGGAGGGUGGCGGUGCUCCGUGGCUCGGCGAGAUGCUCCGCAGCGUCGCUGAGGUUCUCCGUCUGCAGGACCCAGGAAGUGUUCAGCUGGAGGUCGUCAGUCUGGCAAGGAAGUUCCCAGACCUCAGCGGCGAUCACGUGGCGGCGCUGCUGUCUCUGAAGGCGGGACUCUCGGCGGCGGACGUUCGCUCCAUCAGACGCAGCGUGGAGGAGAACCGCCCCCUGGAUGCCUCCACCAAUCAGAGCCCUUCAUUCUUCUCCAGGGUCAAAGUGAAAUGGAUCGAUAAGAAGAUCAAACAGAUGUUAGCCUGUUAGCACGUUAGCAUGUUAGCUAGUUAGCAUGGUAGAAUGUUAGCAUGUUAACCUGUCGCACCGAGCACAGCAAUAUCUGUAGGGACCAGUGCUUGGGGCUUUCUUCUUCCUCUUCCAGACUCUUAAUUUCACCUAGAGACUCCAUUUAAACUUUAAACAGCAGACACAAGUCUUGUGUAUUGGUGUAUUAAUCCACAUUUCGAUAGGUCAUAUAGUUUUUUAUCAAUCCCUGUUCAAUGACCAUGAUCAUUUUUGGAGAAAUUCUGAGAUUAUAAUGGGUGUGUAUUGCAUGGAAUGCUUGUGUCACAGUGUGUGACAUCAUCGCCAGAGUGUACAGGGAGAGAAAAAAUUGUCAAAAAAUACAUUUGAAAACUGCGCAAAUUCCACUCUACAGAAAAAAAUGUAUACAUAGAAACGUAGGAAAAUUUGUCUUCCCACUCACAAUCCUCUGGUAAAGCUGUCAGAGGUAUAGUUUGGGUGUAGGACGCACAGAUGCGCCACCAACACGCACCAACUGCCUCAUUGGCUCCCAUAUUAAAAACGCAGGAAGAUUUCUGUAGAAAAG